Messenger RNA from Physeter macrocephalus (sperm whale), 729 nucleotides. Its product is annotated as sodium-dependent phosphate transport protein 2B-like. The record is from RefSeq and is a predicted model, not a curated record. Gene Ontology annotation, biological process: intracellular phosphate ion homeostasis; sodium-dependent phosphate transport. Gene Ontology annotation, cellular component: brush border; vesicle; apical plasma membrane. The transcript has a single exon. The coding region runs from base 1 to 729 and encodes 242 amino acids. Gene Ontology annotation, molecular function: sodium:phosphate symporter activity. NCBI's taxonomy places the organism in Eukaryota, Metazoa, Chordata, Mammalia, Artiodactyla, Physeteridae.
AUGAAGACGAGGAAGACUCAGGCCUCCGCUCUUAGACAACGCCCCCUUCUCCCCGACCCCACCGUGCAGCAGACCCGUUCACCUGUCCACCCUCUUGCAUUUCAGAUUGCCCUGUGCCACUUUUUCUUCAACAUCUCAGGCAUCUUGCUGUGGUACCCAAUCCCGUUCACCCGCCUGCCCAUCCGCCUGGCCAAGGGGCUGGGCAGCAUCUCAGCUAAGUACCGCUGGUUUGCCAUCUUCUACCUGGUCAUCUUCUUCUUCCUGAUCCCUCUGGCAGUGUUUGGCCUCUUGCUGGUCGGCUGGCCAGUGCUGGUGGGUGUGGGAGCGCCCAUCAUCUCUGUGGUCUUCCUGGUGGUGGCCCUCAGGCUCCUGCAGUCCUACUGCCCGCGCGUCCUGCCCCACAAGCUCCAGAACUGGAACUUCCUGCCGCUGUGGAUGCACUCGCUGAAGCCCUGGGACAAGCUCAUCACCACGCUCACCAGCUGCUGCCAGAGGCUCUGCUGCCGUACCUGCUGUCUGCUGUGUGGCUGCCCCAAGUGCUGCCGCUGCAGCAGGUGCUGUCGCUGCAGCAAGUGCUGUGAAGACCUGCAGGAGGUGCAGGACGUCCCCGUUAAGUCCCCCGAGGCUUUUGCUAACAUGGCCAUGGACAAAGAGGCCCAGGACGGGGUCCCCAAGUCCGAGGUGGAUGCCUCGGGCACCAAAACCACUGCCAGCAUCACAGCCUUGUAG